UGUAGCCGGUUGUUGCUAUCAACCUUAAUUAUUUACGGGUGGUCAUAUAGGCAGAUCAACGAAACAUAUGUUACCUCCACUAAAGUUACGUCCCUAUUAGGUCACUAAUAUCUUCAUGAACUGAUGUGAUUUCUGGUCUGGUUGCUAUUUGCACUAUCAGGUUCUCCUGUAUUACUUUAGGUCAUGUUAGUCAACGCGAAUCUGGCGUUCCAAAAUGCUCACAGACAAACGUUUGUAAACUCUGAAUUUUUAAACCUCAAUAAUCAAUGUACUGACCAAUUAUAUAUAUCAACAUGCAACCAACAUAUUUAGAACCUUUGGGUUCGGUUAAUUUCUCAAAAUUCAAGACCGAUAUAUCGUUAAAGAAUACAACGCAAAUCGUCUUCAGUUCAUCUUCAGCAACUGUAUGCCUAUACGAUAUACACAAACUUGAAUGCUUUCGUGACAGUCCAAAUUGGUCACAUCAAUUUACAUGGAUACCUGUUUUAGAUUUAAAAUAUUUAUUGGAUAAUGUAUUAGAAUCUCCUGAUGAUUUGUUUAAUUGGCAUAUUUGUAAAGUUAUGUUUGUGAAUACUUCAACUACGGCAAGGCAAUCUUUAGCAGCAAUUCUUGUAAAUACCAAUCAGAAUCGUUCACUUGUCUGUUUCUUUCGUUCAUUGAGUACAGCAAAAUGUAACAUAAUUAUUUUAAUAAAUGGAGCAAUAACCUCACUAGAGUGGUUGCCUCUUAUCGAUAUAGGAUGUAAGUCAUCGGAAUCGCACUCAAUGAACUCUACUAUGGAUAUCACGGAUCAAGAUACUUCCAAGGGAACAAACAAAACUUUGAGCUCUGUUUUAUCAAUUUUUGAUGGUUGUUUCGCUCUCGGCUUUCAGCAAGGACUUGUGGGUUUACUGGAUAUGUGUUUAACACACACUCGUGAUGAUCUAUCAAAUGAUCAGCCUGAAACAUCGAUAGCAGUUGAAAGAUCACAUUGUUUACAUUGUUUUUCUUGUAAACAGCCAAUAUCUCAACUAUCUGAUGAUAAUGUAGAACAUUCACUAGUAUAUCUUGAUGCCUCAGUUCUUCGAUGGAAUGAUUUCACAUAUAAAUCUGUCAGUGGUAAAACAUUAUCUUCAAUCCCAUCAGCUGGUGUCUACGUGUCAGCCUUAAGUUAUAUUCCGCAACUUCAAGGUCUUGCUGUUGGCUUCAGUUUCGGUGGUUGGCAAUUAUGGUCAUUGGAUCGACUUAAUAUGGAAUUUUGUUUGCGACAAGCUACUCCAGCUACUCCUGUGGUUAGUUUCAACUUUCUGGAACCUUCAGAUGACCCACGAUUUUGUUGUUUUAUUUGGGUUGGUUGGCAGUCAAAACAAGAGACUGAAAGCGAUGGUGUAUUUAAAUUUACUGGAAAACAGAAUUCCAUGGGAAACUUUCAAAGUCCAACAGUGAAAUUAUUUCAGUUAUCCUAUAGACGUCGUUAUGAAUUAUUUUCAAAUAAACAUAAAGAAUUCAAUUUCUAUUAUCAGGACUUAAUCGGUAUUGCAGAACGUUUAUCAACAACUUUAUCUGGUGAUAAAAUUGAUGAUAAUAAACCUCAAUAUACAUCUAGAUUACUUUCUGUUCAAUCACUUCAUGCACCGGGUGAUUUCAUUAUGGAUAAUAAUAAUAAUAAUCAUCAUCCCAACCAUACUACUAAUAAUACUACUAUCAUUAAUCAUUCUGUAGGAAUGAUACGUUUAAUUGCUUUUAUAUGGAAAUUUUCUGAAUCUAUUAUUCGUAUUGGUCUAUUUGAUUUGGAUCGAUGGUAUCAUGCCCAAAUGCCAACUUAUAUCAGAUCUGAUGACACGUUUGUCUCUAUUUUUGAUGCAUUAAUUCCAAAUAAAAAAGUACAGUUAUUGCACACCUAUCUAAUUGAAUCAAGUUUAAUGUCAUUUUGGAGUCGUAUUGUUCAACGUGAAUCAAAUUUAAUUAAAUCUUGUCAAUCAUAUCCUAUUCAAUUCAAACCUAAUCAUAUUAAUCAUUAUCAUUAUAAAAGAUUACGUCCUAUUCCUGAAGUAUUUCUACGUCCAUCUUCAUUAUCAUUUCAUUGUCUUUUAUUUUGGACGAAUGAUACAUCUAAUCAUAAUAAUGUAUUAAACUUUUCUAUCACUCAACUAAAUCGUCAUCGUACUACUACUCCUAUACAUCAAUAUUAUGAUUGUGUUUAUCAUCUUAGUCGGAUUAUGUUUGUUUCAUGCCAAGAAGAAUGUAUUAUAGAAUUGAAUAAGUUUACCCAGAAAUCAUCAUCAUCCAUGUCAUUCUUGAAUGUAGAUCAAAGUCCUUACAAUAAAAAAUUUAAUCUUAUUCAAUGGUUAUCUAAUGCAUGGAAAUAUGGUUUACUUGAAUCACCAGGAUUAGAUCAAUUAGAUGAUGAAGAAUUUAUAAAUUUAUUAAAUUAUACACAAAAUACUACUUUAAUAAGUAGUAAUCAUAAUUAUACUAUUGAUAAUAAUGAUUAUGGUAUUCAUUUAACAAUUGGUGAUUAUUAUGAACAAUCAAUGAUUGAUAGUUUAAAUAAAUUAUUAUGUAAUUUAACAACAGAACAAUUAACUAAUCAUCCAUUGAAUAUGAAUCAUACCCAUGUGGUUGACGAUGAUGUUGAUGAUGAUGGCGAUGACGACGAUUACAUUUCAUCAAAAUGUCAUUCUAAAUAUCGUCGAAUUGAUCAAUCCAUGAAUGUACAUAAUACAAGAAUAAGAAAAGUAAAAAAGAAAUAUCAAUAUUCUUUACAUCCUUGUUGGGUAUUAUUAGCUAAUUGUUGUUUAGAACAUGGUUGUAUUAAUGUAUUAAAGAAUUUAGAUAAUUUAUCUCCACCUGGACAAGAUUCUCCAGUCAAUCUAAAUUUCAAAUAUAGUUGGAUAUGGCUACGAUUUUGUAGAUUGAAAUCUCGUUUUGACAAAUUGACAAGUGUACUAUUUAUGCCAAAGUCAUCCGAUGAAGCGGAAUCAGUUUUAUCGAAUUCAACGGAUCAUGGUCAUUCAAGAAUACCCGAUCUUUUAGAAUUGGGCUGUACGAUUAAUCAAAUUGAAUUAUUGGCAACUUUAUCAAAACAUUGGUUCAUUGGGAAGAAUUACAAUUCCACGACUACCACUAAUAGUCCUAGACUUCAUUUGUCAACUUCAAGACAACAUCCAAUAGAAUCCAGUAUCAAAACAUAUUUAUCUUAUGCAAAACUUGUAGUUUUUCUAUUUCGUUUAGGUUUAUUACCACAAGUAGAUGAAAGAUUGAAUGACAAUAAAUUCUCUACAGAUUCAUCCUAUCGAAUUAAUAGUACAGUUCUUUUACCAUACAAUUCAUCAAUGCUAACUGAAACAAUUUCUGAAUUACGAUGUACACGUCACCAUCCUGUCGACCUAGAUAUAAAUAACAACAAUAAUAAUAAUGACUGUAACACUAAUCGACUAACAUCUCUUAGUGAACACAUUCUCUAUGCUUCACUUCAAGCACCGUCGAAGCAUUUCAAUAAUAGUAAUUGUACAAAUGACAAUUCCUUGACUAAUAAUGAAGUCUAUGAUAUCUGGAAGGAACAAGAACACUUAACAUCAUCAUCAUCAGCCACAUACAAACCAAUCAACUUAUCUCAUCAUUCUAAUCAAGUUCAAUCUUCAUUGAAUAGUAAUGAAUUACCAGAAUGGUUAAAUUAUCCCCCAAAAAAUUUACAAUCCUUAUGUGCUUUAUGGCAAUUACCAUAUAAUCGACAAAUUAAAAAAUCACGAUUAAUUUUACUUGGAUUUAUAUUAUGUGAUUCAGCAGCUGAAACAUUGCUUCAUUCAAAUGAUGAGGAAUAUUUAAAUGAUCCUUUGGAUCAAGAUCAUACUGAUAUUAGUAAUAAUAAUAAUAAUGAUAAUGAUCUUGUCAAUAGUAAUGGAAAGGUUCAAACUACUCAAAUGAUUGAUCAUAUCAAGUCUACGAAUUCUAGUAGUUUACGUGCAUUACAAUUGUGUCGUUAUGUAAUGUCAUUAUUUAUCAAAGAAUUCCCUACGGUUUAUUCACUUGUUCCUACAAUUAUAUCACUUUGGCUUAUGGAUCGGGGUUAUUUUCAAGAGUCCAUAUCUUCUGAUAUCAUAUCUUUCAUUAUGAACUCUUCUGAAAUACCAUCAUCCUAUCAAAUUCAUAGUGAUAUUUUUCCAAAUCAAAUUCAUUUCAUCAUACAUUUAUUCAAUAUGUAUGGUCAAGGAGAUUUAAUUCAUGACCUAUUGAAACAUUUAACCAAUAACAGCAGUUCCUCGUCAUUGAAUUACAAUCCAAACAACUUGAAAGUAUCAUCAUCUUUUCGACAAUUCUUCAAUAAGACUAGUACUACUACUCCUACUCCUCCUAAUUCUAUCACUAUGAAUCAUAAUAAUAAUAAUGAUCAUAAAUUCAAUAUGAAACCUAUUGGUGCACCAUAUUUAGCUUUAUCAAAAUUACGUAAUUUAAUUUAUAAAAUGAAUCGAUUACAUAAUCAAACACCUUUACCAAUGAAAGUAUUAAAUUCUAUUGAUAAAUUAGCUCGUAAUUCUUUUAUUCAAUUAACUGAAAUAUGUAGACAAGCUGGUCGUUUAAGUGAUUUAAUUAGUUUAGGUUUAAAUAGUUGGGAAGCAAAAGUGUUAUUUGAAUAUUAUGAAAAAACUGGACAACAGAAUUUAUUAUUUCAUUGUUUAAUUGCACGUUCACAUUAUCAGACUGCUAUGGAUAUAUUGAAUAAUAAUAAUAAUAAUUCUACGAACCCUAUUAAUUCUACUAUCCAUACCCUUGAUAAUGAUAAUAAUGAUCAACGAUUCCAAGUUGAACUAAUGAAACAAUUAAUACAUUCAUGUUUACCAUUAUUAAAUUUAAAUGAAUUAAAUCAUAAAUCUGCUCCAUUAGAUCAUUUUAAAGCAUUAGCUAAUGAAUAUGUCAAUCUAGAUGAUUAUCAAACCAAUUCUGAAUCAUCUUCAUUCAUUCAUCAUCAUCAUCAUGUGGAUGAUGACGAUAAUGAUCAGCAUCAUCUAUUCACCCAGUCACAAUCAUCAUUACCAUCACAAAUGGAUCAUAGAGAUUUUAUUACUUAUAAACAAACUACACCAUUAAUCUAUCCAUUAACAGAUUUAAAGAAGCCGAAACAACCGACACCUUCCUCUUUAUCAUCCUUAUCAUUAUCAAAUAAGUAUCCAUUGAAUUCUCAUAUUGGUAAUCAAUAUUUCUAUGAUAAUAUGGAUGAUAAUAAUGAUAAUAAUAAUAAUAAUAAUAAUAAUAAUAAUGAUCAUAAUAUAGAAAAUGAAAUGAUUAGAAAUAAUCGUAUUCACAAAUCAAAUUCAUGGUUAUUAACUACCAAUAAAAAAAGUCGACAAGAAUUUUGGAAUACAUUCAAAGAAUUACAAGAUCUUCAUGAAAGCUGUGGAUUAAAUUCAAAUAUUUGGUUAAAUGAUAGUCGUUGUCGUCUAAUGGAUUAUACUACUACUACUAAUAAUAAUAAUAAUACUAUUACUACUAAUUCAACAGUAACAACACCAACACAACCAGUUAAUUUAAAUGAAUCACGAUUGAAAUUAAAUAGAAAACGUGAAUACCCUUUAAAAGAUGAUGAUCUUGACAAGUACUUGUUUAAAUGCAUCUAUACACCACCAACUUGUAGACGUAAACAAAGUCAAUCAAAUACAAUAACCAAUCGUUUAAUUCCAUCAUCUAAUUCAUUAUUCAACAAUUCAAUAUCAAGUAGUCCAUUUAAUCAAAAACCAAUUUCUAUAUUAAAGACUAAAAUCUGUUCAUCGAAUAAAGAAAUUUCCGCUUCAACAAUAGCUGAUUCUAUGAAGACGACGAUUACAACAACAACAGCAGCAGCAAUGAUCGUUUCAUCAUCGUCAUCUUCAUUAUUCUCCACUUCUUUGAAUCCUAUCAUAUCAUCUUCUACAUCAAUAUCAUCUUUACCAUAUUCAACAUUGACAACGAAUGUUGUAACAAGUUGUAGUAAUAUAAAGGAUUCAUCAUAUCUAAUGAAAGAAAAUAAUCUAUUAAAAAAUGAAUUAAAUAUGAAUAAAAAUACUACUCAUGAAGAAAUCAAUAGUAAUAUGUAUGAUAAUAAUGAUAAUGAUGAUUGUAAUGUUGAUGAGAAUGAUGAUUGUGAUGUCACUUUAAAUUUAUCAACUGUUCGUCCAAGUAUUGUUAAUAUGGAGAAAUUUCAACAUAAUAAAUUAUUACAGGAUAAUGUAAAUAAUAAAUGUAAUGAAUUUACUUUCUCUGCUCCUCGUCGUAUCUCUUUAACAUCAUCCAAUACAACAAUCAUUAAUAAAUCUAUGGAAAAGAAUGAAUUUCUAUUUUCAGCACCAUUAGUAAAUAAGUCGGCUAUUAAACCAAAUCAAUCCAUAGAGAAUGAUAUUGAUAAAGUUACAGUAUUGCCAAUCUCAAUAAAUGAAUCAAAUCAAUGCUCUUAUACUACUAUUAACAAUAAUAAUGAUAAUUCCUAUGGAAAUACUUCAAAUUCUGAUCAAUUGAUGAACACAUCUAAAACAUAUUUGAUGAAUCUUGACAAUACAACUUCUCUAACCAACGCUCCAAUUUUCACACCUCCAAAAUUACAAAAUCCAACGCUUAUUUUAGACCAAAUUCAUACUAAAGAAACUAUCCAUGAUCAGUUAACCAAUAAUGAUAUUGAUAAUAAAGAAGAUAUCACUCCAAGAAUUGCGGUAAAAUCACGAAAAAAACGUGAUCACCAGCCUCAUCAUAAAACUUCUACUCAUUCUUCACAAUUAACAACAGAAUCUAUUUUUGAUCAUUUAAAUCAUCUUCAUCAAGAACAAAAUCAUUAUCCUAUUUAUCAAUCAAUUGAUAUGGAUGAUUUUGAUGAUACAUCAUCUGUAACAAGUUCUAUGACUGAUUCAUCAGAAACUGUACGUCGAUCAACUAGACGUGUUAGACCACCGAAACGUUAUGAUUCUUCAGCGGUUUAGUAAUCAUACUAUGAAUCUGUUUUUGAAAUUUGUUUCGACAAUUUUGUUUUUCUGUGAAUCUUUGUAAAAAAAAAAAGGUGUCUUUGUGAAGUUUUGUUUGAACGGUUCAACUUUGAAUAUCUAUACAUAUUGAUUAUUUGUGUUACCUAUAUAUUUAUGUAGUCCCUAUGAAUUGAAACAUGUAAAUGGGGUUAGAAGUGUACUGUGCAUUUGUUGUACAGCGUUUUUUUUUGUUUGUUUUAAAUAAAACAAAUUCAGUCUUAG
Molecule: messenger RNA, 7187 nt
Organism: Schistosoma rodhaini
Lineage: Eukaryota; Metazoa; Platyhelminthes; Trematoda; Strigeidida; Schistosomatidae
Source: the annotation of a GenBank genome assembly